Microsporum canis CBS 113480 is the source of this 2706-nucleotide messenger RNA. Its product is annotated as chitin synthase G. The transcript has 7 exons. The record is from RefSeq and is a predicted model, not a curated record. Gene Ontology annotation, molecular function: chitin synthase activity. NCBI's taxonomy places the organism in Eukaryota, Fungi, Ascomycota, Eurotiomycetes, Onygenales, Arthrodermataceae. The coding region runs from base 1 to 2706 and encodes 901 amino acids. Gene Ontology annotation, cellular component: cell periphery; cell septum.
AUGGCCUAUCCAGGCCCCAGUUCGCCAGGAGGCUACAAUGACGGCCACAGGCUACAGGACAUCACUCCCUCUGCGAGCCAAUACCAUCUGCCACAAGAGGACGAGUCUUCUCGCUCGCUUCUCAAUCAGGGUCCCUACGGCGGGCCCUUCGACGACCCCCAGCAACGAGGACACUCGCCCGUCAGGCCCGCCUCCAAGUACAGUCUGACCGAGUCUUACUCGACGGACGCUCCCACCAUGGCCCAGUACCCGCAGGACCAGAUGCAGAACCCAGCUGCCGGCUUUGGCGUGCCCGGACGUGUGCCCUCGCCUUACACUCGCAGCGAGACCUCCUCCACCGAGGCCUGGCGCCAGAGACAGGCUCCCCAGCAAGGCAACCUGCGUCGUUAUGCCACCAGGAAGGUCAAGCUUGUCCAGGGCUCCGUCCUCAGUAUCGACUAUCCCGUGCCCAGUGCUAUUCAGAAUGCCGUCCAGGCCAAGUAUCGCAACGACCUCGAGGGCGGCAGCGAGGAGUUCACCCACAUGAGAUAUACCGCGGCCACCUGCGAUCCCAACGAGUUCACCCUGCACAACGGCUACAAUCUGCGUCCAGCCAUGUACAACCGUCACACCGAGCUACUCAUCGCCAUCACCUACUACAACGAAGACAAGGUGCUGACCGCCCGUACGCUCCACGGUGUCAUGCAGAACAUCAGAGACAUCGUCAACCUGAAGAAGUCCGAGUUCUGGAAUAAAGGCGGUCCCGCUUGGCAGAAAAUCGUUGUCGCUCUCAUCUUUGACGGCAUCGAUCCAUGCGACAAGGACACGCUUGAUCUCCUCGCCACCGUCGGCGUCUACCAGGACGGCGUCAUGAAGAAGGAUGUCGACGGAAAGGAGACCGUUGCUCACAUUUUCGAGUAUACCACACAGCUCUCUGUGACUGCGAACCAGCAGCUCAUCCGGCCGCACGAUGACAGCCCCUCUACUCUUCCGCCCGUCCAGAUGAUGUUCUGUUUGAAGCAGAAGAACAGCAAGAAGAUCAACUCCCAUAGAUGGCUCUUCAACGCCUUUGGUCGUAUCCUCAAUCCCGAAAUAUGUAUCCUCCUUGAUGCCGGUACUAAGCCAGGGCCAAAAUCCCUGCUUGCCCUGUGGGAGGCCUUCUACAAUGACAAGGACCUCGGUGGGUCGUGCGGUGAGAUUCACGCCAUGUUGGGUAAAGGAUGGAAGAACCUCAUCAACCCUCUCGUUGCCGCCCAGAACUUCGAGUACAAGAUCAGUAAUAUUCUCGACAAGCCGCUGGAGAGUUCUUUUGGAUAUGUCAGUGUGUUGCCCGGUGCCUUCUCGGCCUACCGAUUCCGCGCCAUCAUGGGAAGACCGCUGGAACAGUACUUCCAUGGUGACCAUACUCUCUCCAAGCAGCUUGGCCCCAAGGGUAUCGAGGGCAUGAACAUCUUCAAGAAGAACAUGUUCUUGGCCGAAGAUCGUAUUCUCUGCUUCGAGCUUGUGGCCAAAGCCGGCUCUAAGUGGCAUCUUACCUACGUCAAGUCCUCCAAGGGUGAGACUGACGUCCCCGAAGGAGCUCCAGAGUUCAUCGGUCAGCGACGACGAUGGCUCAACGGUUCUUUCGCUGCCAGUAUCUACGCUCUUAUGCAUUUCGGCAGAAUGUACAAGAGUGGACACAAUAUUAUUCGCAUGUUCUUCUUCCACAUUCAGAUGCUUUACAACACUUUCACUGUCUUCAUGACCUGGUUCGCCCUUGCUUCGUACUGGCUUACUACCUCCGUCAUCAUGGAUCUUGUCGGUAACCCCGGUCCGUCUAACGGUGAGAGAGCUUUCCCGUUCGGUAACAGGGUCACUCCCAUCUUAAACACUCUGUUGAAAUACGCAUACCUUGGCUUUUUGCUCCUGCAGUUUAUCCUCGCACUCGGUAACAGGCCCAAGGGUUCCAAGCACUCGUACAUCACAUCGUUCGUCCUUUUCGGCGUCAUUCAGCUAUACAUCAUCAUUCUAUCCAUGUACCUUGUCGCCCGAGCCUUCAAUGGUGGUACCUCCUUAUCUUUUAACACUUCAAAUGGCCCAGUCGAGUUUAUAAAAUCCUUCUUCGGCUCAUCCGGCCCGGGUAUUAUCGUCAUUGCUCUUGCGGCAACCUUUGGUCUCUACUUUAUCGCCUCCUUCAUGUACUGUGACCCAUGGCACAUGUUCACUUCUUUCCCGGCCUACCUCCUCAUCAUGUCCUCGUACAUCAACAUUCUUAUGGUCUACGCUUUUAGCAACUGGCAUGAUGUUUCCUGGGGUACUAAGGGAUCUGACAAAGCUGAUGCCUUGCCAUCCGUUCAAACAACAAAGGAGGAUGGAAAGUCCGCCACAAUUGAAGAAGUUGACAAGCCCCAGGCAGAUAUUGACAGUCAAUUUGAAAGCACCGUCAAGCGCGCCCUGACUCCAUAUGUCGAACCCAAGGUCGAUGAGAAGAAGACCCUCGAGGAUUCGUAUAAGAGUUUCCGUACCCGAUUAGUCUCUUCUUGGCUCUUCUCGAACGCAAUUCUGGCCGUCGCUAUUACAAGUGAUAGUGUAAAAUCGCUCGGAUUUACUUCACAAGCCACCGAGCGUACCAGUCGCUUCUUCCAGGCUCUUCUGUGGGCAACUGCUGCACUCUCUCUCAUUCGAUUCAUUGGAGCAUGCUGGUUCCUUGGUAAAUCCGGCAUUAUGUGCUGUUUCGCUAGAAGAUAG